Molecule: messenger RNA, 690 nt
Organism: Puccinia graminis f. sp. tritici CRL 75-36-700-3
Lineage: Eukaryota; Fungi; Basidiomycota; Pucciniomycetes; Pucciniales; Pucciniaceae
Exons: 3
Coding region: 16-690 (224 amino acids)
Source: RefSeq, a predicted model, not a curated record
CUUGAAUUGAAUGAAAUGCCCCUGGCCAGCCACCCCUUGAUUGGUAUUCAUCUAUAUAAUAAGGUUGCCCAACAAGAUGUUGUUGGUUUGGUCUUCUGUGUACCGGUUGUGCUGAUUGCAAAUAAGGAUAUCCCUCUGGCCCUGGAUAAGCUACUCCACUGGGAUGACCAGGGUACUCUGGUCGUGGAUAAACCUGAGGUGUUGGCUGUGGGUACCUUGAAGGUGUGGAUUGAGGAUACCUAUGAGGUAUUGGCUGCGGCCAAGCAAAAUGUUCAUCUUGGCUGGUGUCAGGCUCACUCCAGGCAUGUUCCAACCCAGGAGAUGGAAGUUGAGACCUGUGAUCAAGGCCCUCUUGAAGUGAAAGUGCCAUUGCUAAAGCAAAGUCUCCAGAGGUAUCCUGCAAACUGCUAUGAUUCCCAAGCGCGUGAAUGGGAUCUUCAGAAUGAGAGGGCUCAUGAACCUCAUUUCCCAGAGAAAGUGAAACUGCCCGAGCUAAAGCUUCAUCAUCCCCACGGAGCUCGGUGCCACCCAAAGCAUGCAAACUCUCACUAUGAUGAGGUUCGACAUGUGGGGCAGAGAGAUCAGGUACGAGGUGAUUUUCACGAUGUGGAAAUCCAGCAGCAAUUACAUCGUCAUUAUCUACUUCAGGUGGUGGUCUUGGACGGCUUUGUAGUUUUUUCAGACGCUUAG